This is a messenger RNA of Rangifer tarandus platyrhynchus (Svalbard reindeer), 5718 nucleotides long. Lineage: Eukaryota; Metazoa; Chordata; Mammalia; Artiodactyla; Cervidae. The record is from the annotation of a GenBank genome assembly.
AUGGUGCACAUAGCCAGGCCACUGCUGAUGCUCCUUGCCUUCUUCCUCCACGCGGAUGCUGAGACACCUCCAAGAUUCACACGAACUCCCGUUGACCAGACAGGGGUCUCUGGUGGAGUUGCCUCCUUCAUUUGCCAAGCUACAGGAGACCCAAGACCUAAAAUUGUCUGGAACAAAAAAGGAAAGAAAGUCAGCAAUCAGAGAUUUGAGGUAAUAGAGUUUGACGAUGGAUCUGGAUCAGUUCUCAGAAUACAGCCCUUACGGACUCCACGUGAUGAGGCCAUUUAUGAAUGUGUGGCUUCGAAUAACGUGGGAGAAAUAAGCGUGUCCACCAGACUCACAGUUUUACGUGAGGAUCAAAUUCCCCGGGGCUUCCCUACUAUUGAUAUGGGCCCACAGCUGAAGGUGGUUGAGCGUACACGCACCGCCACCAUGCUCUGUGCAGCCAGUGGGAAUCCGGAUCCAGAAAUCACUUGGUUCAAAGAUUUCUUACCCGUCGAUACAAGCAACAACAAUGGCCGUAUUAAGCAGUUACGAUCAGGUGGUACACCAAUAAGAGGAGCCCUUCAGAUCGAACAGAGCGAAGAAUCUGACCAAGGAAAAUAUGAGUGUGUUGCCACCAACAGCGCGGGCACUCGCUAUUCUGCCCCUGCCAAUUUAUAUGUCAGAGUUCGCCGUGUCCCACCAAGAUUCUCUAUCCCACCCACUAAUCAUGAGAUCAUGCCAGGUGGAAGUGUUAAUAUCACCUGUGUGGCUGUGGGGUCACCAAUGCCUUAUGUGAAGUGGAUGUUGGGGGCAGAAGAUCUGACACCUGAAGAUGAUAUGCCAAUAGGAAGAAAUGUCCUAGAACUGAAUGAUGUAAGACAGUCAGCAAAUUACACCUGUGUAGCUAUGUCGACACUGGGUGUCAUUGAAGCAAUAGCACAGAUCACUGUCAAAGCCUUACCCAAACCUCCAGGAACUCCUGUCGUGACUGAGAGUACAGCUACAAGCAUCACUCUGACAUGGGACUCCGGGAACCCUGAGCCCGUCUCUUACUACAUCAUUCAGCAUAAACCUAAAAAUUCGGAGGAACCUUACAAAGAAAUCGAUGGAGUGGCGACAACACGCUACAGUGUCGCCGGGCUAAGCCCCUACUCGGAUUAUGAGUUCAGGGUGGUUGCCGUCAAUAACAUUGGGCGGGGGCCUCCCAGUGAGCCUGUGCUGACGCAGACCUCGGAGCAAGCCCCGUCCAGUGCCCCGCGGGACGUCCAGGCACGGAUGUUGAGUUCCACCACCAUUUUGGUUCAGUGGAAGGAGCCUGAAGAACCAAAUGGACAGAUUCAGGGAUACAGAGUUUAUUAUACAAUGGAUCCCACUCAGCAUGUCAACAACUGGAUGAAACACAAUGUAGCUGACAGCCAGAUCACUACUAUAGGCAACUUAGUGCCCCAGAAAACGUAUUCUGUCAAAGUCCUGGCUUUUACCUCAAUUGGAGAUGGUCCUCUUUCAAGUGACAUUCAAGUCAUUACUCAGACAGGAGUCCCAGGGCAGCCACUCAAUUUCAAGGCAGAACCUGAAUCCGAAACAAGUAUUUUGCUCUCUUGGACGCCUCCACGUUCAGACACCAUCGCCAGCUAUGAACUGGUCUACAGAGAUGGGGAGCAUGGGGAGGAGCAGCGGACCAGCAUUGAGCCAGGGGCGUCUUACAGACUGCAAGGGCUGAGGCCAAACAGCUUGUAUUAUUUCCGUCUGGCAGCGCGCUCUCCCCAAGGCCUGGGAGCUUCCACAGCGGAAAUAUCAGCCAGAACCAUGCAGUCAAAGCCGUCAGCUCCUCCUCAAGACAUUAGUUGCACCAGUCCAAGUUCCACUAGUAUUUUGGUAAGUUGGCAACCUCCACCAGUGGACAAACAGAAUGGCAUUAUUACUGAAUACUCCAUCAAGUAUACUGCAGUGGAUGGAGAAGAUGACAAACCUCACGAGAUUUUGGGAAUCCCUUCGGACACUACCAAAUACCUUUUGGAACAGCUGGAAAAAUGGACUGAAUACCGGAUCACUGUGACAGCCCACACUGAUGUCGGCCCUGGCCCUGAGAGCUUGUCCGUGUUGAUUCGAACCGAUGAAGAUGUUCCUAGUGGUCCUCCUCGCAAAGUCGAGGUAGAGGCUGUCAACUCAACAUCUGUUAAAGUCUCGUGGCGCUCACCCGUGCCCAAUAAACAGCAUGGCCAGAUAAGAGGAUACCAGGUGCAUUAUGUGAGGAUGGAAAAUGGUGAGCCCAAGGGCCAGCCCAUGCUGAAGGACGUCAUGCUGGCUGAUGCACAGUGGGAAUUUGAUGAUACUACUGAACAUGACAUGAUUAUUUCUGGGCUCCAGCCUGAAACUUCCUACUCCCUCACUGUCACAGCUUACACCACCAAAGGAGACGGAGCUCGCAGCAAACCCAAGCUGGUGUCCACCACAGGGGCAGUUCCAGGGAGACCCCGGCUUGUGAUUAACCACACUCAGAUGAAUACAGCCCUCAUUCAGUGGCACCCCCCGGUGGACACAUUUGGACCCCUCCAGGGCUACCGUCUAAAAUUUGGCCGAAAGGAUGUGGAACCGCUUACUACUCUUGAGUUCUCUGAAAAGGAAGAUCACUUCACGGCAACAGAUAUCCACAAAGGAGCAUCGUACAUCUUCAGGCUCUCGGCCAGAAACAAAGUGGGCUUUGGGGAGGAGAUGGUGAAGGAGAUUUCUGUACCAGAAGAAGUUCCAACUGGAUUCCCUCAAAACCUCCAGUCGGAAGGCACCACGUCAACAUCCACCCAGCUGUCCUGGCAGCCACCGGUCCUGGCUGAGAGAAACGGCGCCAUCACCAAGUAUACCCUUCUGUAUAGGGACAUCAACACCCCCCUUCUUCCGGUGGAGCAGCUCAUUGUCCCGGCUGACACCACUCUGACACUCAGUGGCUUAAAACCAGAUACCACAUAUGAUGUAAAAGUACGUGCUCACACGAGCAAAGGGCCCGGGCCGUAUAGUCCCAGUGUCCAGUUCAGGACACUGCCUGUGAAUCAAGUGUUUGCAAAAAAUUUUCAUGUCAAAGCAGUAAUGAAAACUUCGGUGCUGCUGUCUUGGGAGAUUCCAGAGAAUUAUAAUUCUGCCAUGCCUUUCAAAAUUCUUUAUGAUGAUGGUAAAAUGGUAGAAGAAGUGGAUGGCCGAGCUACCCAGAAGUUAAUUGUCAACCUGAAGCCUGAGAAGUCAUACUCAUUUGUGCUGACAAAUCGUGGCAACAGUGCUGGGGGGCUGCAGCAUAGGGUAACUGCUCAGACUGCACCCGAUGUUCUGCGCACCAAGCCCGCCUUCAUCGGGAAGACUAACUUGGAUGGCAUGAUUACCGUGCAACUGCCCGAAGUACCUGCAAAUGAGAACAUAAAAGGUUACUACAUAAUAAUUGUGCCUUUGAAGAAAUCUCGUGGGAAAUUUAUCAAGCCAUGGGAGAGUCCAGAUGAAAUGGAAUUAGAUGAGUUGCUUAAAGAGAUAUCUAGGAAACGCAGAAGCCUCCGUCAUGGAAGAGAAGUUGAAUUAAAGCCAUAUAUUGCCGCUCAUUUUGAUGUCCUUCCCACCGAGUUCACCCUGGGGGAUGACAAACAUUAUGGUGGAUUUACAAACAAGCAACUCCAAAGUGGUCAAGAAUAUGUCUUCUUUGUGUUAGCAGUGAUGGAACACGCAGAGUCUAAGAUGUAUGCAACCAGCCCUUACUCCGAUCCCGUUGUGUCAAUGGACUUGGACCCACAGCCAAUCACAGAUGAAGAAGAAGGCUUGAUUUGGGUUGUAGGGCCUGUGCUCGCAGUGGUCUUUAUCAUCUGCAUUGUCAUAGCUAUUCUUCUUUAUAAAAGGAAGAGGGCAGAAUCUGACUCUAGAAAGAGCAGCAUACCAAACAGUAAGGAGGUCCCUUCACACCAUCCAACAGACCCAGUAGAACUGAGGCGCCUUAAUUUCCAAACACCAGGUAUGGCUAGCCAUCCUCCAAUACCUAUCUUGGAACUUGCAGAUCACAUUGAAAGGUUGAAAGCAAAUGACAACUUGAAGUUUUCCCAGGAAUAUGAGUCGAUUGACCCUGGCCAGCAGUUCACAUGGGAACAUUCAAACUUGGAAGUAAACAAACCAAAGAAUAGAUAUGCAAAUGUAAUCGCUUAUGAUCAUUCUCGAGUUCUCCUAUCAGCAAUAGAAGGUAUCCCAGGAAGUGACUAUGUGAAUGCCAAUUACAUAGAUGGCUACAGGAAACAAAAUGCCUAUAUUGCAACACAGGGAUCUCUACCGGAAACAUUCGGGGACUUCUGGAGAAUGAUAUGGGAACAGCGGAGUGCCACAGUUGUUAUGAUGACAAAACUAGAAGAGCGAUCCAGGGUGAAGUGUGACCAGUACUGGCCCAGCAGGGGCACGGAAACUCAUGGUCUGGUCCAAGUGACGCUGCUGGAUACAGUGGAGCUGGCCACGUAUUGUGUGCGAACAUUUGCACUUUACAAGAAUGGUUCAAGUGAGAAGAGAGAAGUAAGACAAUUCCAGUUCACUGCCUGGCCUGAUCAUGGUGUUCCAGAACACCCAACACCUUUUCUAGCUUUCUUACGGAGAGUCAAAACCUGUAACCCUCCUGAUGCAGGUCCGAUGGUUGUACACUGCAGCGCGGGAGUUGGCCGGACUGGGUGUUUCAUUGUAAUAGAUGCCAUGUUAGAAAGAAUAAAGCAUGAAAAAACUGUAGAUAUUUAUGGCCAUGUAACUUUAAUGAGAGCCCAGAGGAAUUACAUGGUUCAAACAGAAGACCAAUACAUCUUUAUCCAUGAUGCACUGUUGGAGGCAGUGACUUGUGGAAAUACCGAAGUGCCAGCUAGAAACUUGUAUGCCUACAUUCAGAAGCUGACACAAAUAGAAACAGGAGAGAAUGUCACAGGAAUGGAGCUCGAAUUUAAGCGUCUAGCCAGUUCUAAAGCUCACACCUCAAGAUUCAUCAGUGCCAAUCUUCCAUGUAAUAAAUUCAAAAAUCGCCUUGUUAAUAUUAUGCCAUAUGAAUCCACAAGGGUGUGCCUGCAGCCUAUCCGAGGAGUAGAAGGAUCUGAUUACAUCAAUGCCAGUUUUAUUGAUGGAUACAGACAGCAGAAAGCUUACAUCGCUACCCAGGGGCCCUUGGCAGAGACCACUGAAGACUUCUGGCGGAUGCUCUGGGAACACAAUUCCACCAUUGUUGUGAUGCUCACCAAGCUGCGUGAGAUGGGUAGAGAGAAAUGUCACCAGUACUGGCCAGCAGAACGAUCUGCAAGAUACCAGUACUUUGUUGUUGAUCCCAUGGCUGAGUACAACAUGCCACAAUAUAUCCUAAGAGAAUUCAAGGUCACAGAUGCCAGGGACGGGCAGUCCCGAACCGUGAGGCAGUUCCAGUUCACUGACUGGCCAGAGCAGGGAGUGCCAAAGUCUGGAGAAGGAUUUAUUGACUUCAUUGGCCAAGUCCAUAAAACAAAAGAGCAGUUUGGCCAAGAUGGACCCAUUUCAGUCCAUUGCAGUGCGGGCGUUGGAAGAACUGGAGUCUUCAUAACACUAAGCAUUGUUUUGGAAAGAAUGAGAUAUGAAGGAGUAGUAGAUAUCUUCCAGACUGUCAAAAUGUUAAGAACACAACGACCAGCCAUGGUGCAGACAGAGGAUCAGUAUCAGUUCUGCUAUCGAGCCGCGCUAGAGUACCUGGGCAGCUUCGAUCACUAUGCAACGUAG